Messenger RNA from Hippocampus comes (tiger tail seahorse), 13492 nucleotides. It is a transcript of the gene zanl, whose product is annotated as zonadhesin, like. Bases 99 to 13400 code for a protein of 4433 amino acids. Gene Ontology annotation, cellular component: membrane; extracellular matrix. Gene Ontology annotation, molecular function: protein binding; calcium ion binding. The transcript has 87 exons. Lineage: Eukaryota; Metazoa; Chordata; Actinopteri; Syngnathiformes; Syngnathidae. The record is from RefSeq and is a predicted model, not a curated record.
CACCCAAUAGCCAUUCACGGCGUAAGUACAGUACUGUGUGUGGCUAUAUAUGAGGUCCCCUACUGUGUCCUCAUCCCUGUCUAACUGCACAGUUAGCCAUGGAUGCAAUGCGCUUUCUUAUUUUGCUCUUAUGGAUGUGUGCACUGACAAAGCAGCAAAGCAUCCAGAGCUUGCCAACCUACGAUGCUUUUGUCCUGGCAUCCUGCAAUUUCAACGAUGAUAACGAGCCAUUCUGCAGAUUCCUUCAGGACUCGACGGAUGGAGGCGACUGGACCCGGCACAAAGGUCCAACCCCGACGCCCGGCACGGGCCCUCCAGGAGAUUACCCAGAUGGAAGUGGAUUCUACAUCUACCAGGAAUGUGACAAUGUGGCAAAUGGGCGUAACACUCGUCUGCUGAGCCCCACGUUCUUCUUAACGGCGACGGAGCAGAUAUGCGUCCAAUUCCGAUAUUACAUGUACGGCUUGGACAAUUCCAAUGUGUUGAGGCUACUGGCGAAGAGGCCGAAUCGCGAGGACGAGCUGUGGGUGAAAACUGGUUUCCAGAGUCCAUCGUGGCUGAAGGGUGCCGUCACCGUGUCCAAUUCCACAAAUCAAGAGCUCACUAUUGUCUUUGAGGCUCAGCGGGGCUCAACCGCUUCCUGCGAUUCGGCACUUGACAACAUCAUCAUUAGUGAAGGAGCAUGUCCCACUUGCAUUUCUGGCUGCGACUUUGACAUUACGGAUGACUUCUGUGGGUGGUCUUUAUUCGUACCUGACAAUAGCAUAUAUGGCUUUGAGCAAUGGUCUGGCCAAACCGAAACUGAAGGGACAGGACCUGAUGAUGACUUCUCCACGCCGGGAUUUGGAUCGUACAUGCUGAUGGAUUCUUCCUCUGCUGUGCCUGGACUUGAUGGGCAAAUCCUAAGUCCUGUGAUACACCAUUCCUCUGGGUGCCUGCAGCUUACGUUCCAUUACUAUUUAUAUGGCACCAGCCAGACCAUGCAGCUCAGAGUCCACCCCUUGAAAGGAGGAAUCCUUGGACCCGCUCUCUUCACUGUCAGCGGAAACCAGGGUCCAGCCUGGAGACCUGUUAAAGUCCAACACCUCGACACUGAUAACUUCCAGUUUGUUAUUGUGGGGACCUUUGGAGAGACUGCUCAGACCGAUAUUGCUGUUGAUGCCGUGUGUGUCAUGGCCUGUCAAGGUGAGCUAACAACGCCAAUACCAUCAGUGCCGACUCCAACACCAACAAAUGGAACAACAACACCGAAACCCACGACUCCCAGACCAACUACGGCAAACCCAAUUAAAUGCCCUCCAAAUGCGGAAUACAUAGAAUGUGGGCCAGCUUGUAUCCCCACCUGCAUGGAACCCUCCACCAACUGCAGCGGCUCCUGUAUCAGCGGCUGCUUUUGCAAACCGGGAUUUGUCUUCAAGGGGAGACACUGUGUGCCACUGGAGAAAUGCGGGUGCCUGGAUCACAACAACAACUAUUACGAGCCUGGAGAGAUCGUAUUUGGAGACGGCUGCUCCAAGCUGUGUCGCUGUGCCAAGGCAGAGGAGCAGAAGCUCUAUGAGAGCUCCGGAUAUUGUGGCAUCAUGCUGGACACAAAUGGUCCUUUUGCCAUGUGUAACGCUAAGGUCAACCCCAAUUUACGCUUGUGUCGAUGGGUUAUCGCGUGUUGGUCGUGUGUUCAGGAGUAUUUCAAGGACUGUGUCUUUGACCUUUGCGUGCUUGAUGGAGCUCAUUCCAUUCUGUGUGAAGCCAUCGAAGCCUACGUCAAUGAGUGCCAGGAUCGUGGGGUCAAUAUUGGACCCUGGAGGAACGAAACCUUCUGUCCUUUUGGUUGCCCUCCCAACAGCCAUUACGAGCCCUGUGCGGACCCCUGUCAGGACACGUGUGCAGGCCGACCCCCCUCCUGCAGCGGACCGUGCACCGAGUCCUGUGUGUGUAAUCCCGGCUACAUCCUGAGUGCCGGCAAAUGUGUCACCAACUCUUCGUGUGGCUGCAAAUACACCAAUGGCCAAUAUUACCAGCCCGGAGAGGAGUUCUAUGUUGAAAACUGCAAUCUGAAGUGUCGGUGUGACGCACCCUUCGUUACCUGUCGGGCAUCUGAAUGCCCCCCAAUGCACCAGUGUCAAGUCCAGGGGGGAGAGCUGGGCUGCUAUCCCACAGAUAUAACAACACCCAGACCAACAACUCCAAGACCGACGACACCAAAGCCAAUUCAGUGCCCUCCAAAUGCGGAAUAUAUAGAAUGUGGCCCAGCUUGUAUCCCCACCUGCAUGGAACCCUCCACCAACUGCAGCGGCUCCUGUAUCAGCGGCUGCUUUUGCAAACCGGGAUUUGUCUUCAAAGGGAGACACUGUGUACCACUGGAGAAAUGCGGGUGUCUGGAUCACAACAACAACUAUUACGAGCCUGGAGAGAUCGUAUUUGGAGACGGCUGCUCCAAGCUGUGUCGCUGUGCAGGGAACUACACUUUGGAAUGUGUGGAUAACACCUGUGAUCCCACAGAGGAGUGUCGCGAGGUGAACGGUGUCCCCGGAUGCUACCCGAAAGGUACCUCCUCGUGCAUCGCGUCCGGGGAUCCACACUACACGACCUUUGACAAGCGCAAGUACAACUUCAUGGGCAACUGCAGUUACCAGAUGACCGGAGUCUGCAAUGCAUCUGCAUUACCAAACUUUGCUGUCUACGCUGACAACGAAAAUCGCUACAACAGACCCAGCAUCUCCUAUGUGAAGGCGGUUCAUGUGUAUGUCGAUUCCGGCAACGUCUCUAUCUUCAAAGGUGGCGCUGUCCAUGUGAAUGGAAUCAAAGUAAACUUGCCAGUGAAUCCGUUUCCAGGCGUCUCUGUGUUCAAAUCAGGAAAGCACUACACCAUCUCCUUGGAUUUUGGUGUGACUGUGCGCUAUGACGGAAACCACUUUAUGGACAUCAAAGUGAUUAAAGACUAUAAAACUCUUCUCUGUGGACUGUGUGGAGAUUACGAUGGAGAUGCCAAAGACGACUUCCGCAAGAUGGAUGGAUCAUUGACUUCCAGUCCCAAUGAGUUUGGAAACAGCUGGAACAUUGAUCCAGAGUGUAACAAGAAACCCAACCCCACUCAUCCCGAAUGUGAGGCAGAGGAGCAGAAACUCUAUGAGAGCUCCGGAUAUUGUGGCAUCCUGCUGGACAAAAAUGGUCCUUUUGCUAUGUGUCACGCCAAGGUCAACCCCAAUGAGUACUUCAAGGACUGUGUCUUUGACCUUUGCGUGCUUGAUGGAGCUCAUUCCAUUCUGUGUGAAGCCAUCGAAGCCUACGUCAAUGAGUGCCAGGAUCGUGGGGUCAAUUUUUUUUUACCCUUCUGUCCUUUUGGUUGCCCUCCCAACAGCCAUUUCGAGCCCUGUGCGGACCCCUGUCAGGACACGUGUGCAGGCCGACCCCCCUCCUGCAGCGGACCGUGCACCGAGUCCUGUGUGUGUAAUCCCGGCUACAUCCUGAGUGCCGGCAAAUGUGUCACCAACUCUUCGUGUGGCUGCAAAUACACCAAUGGCCAAUAUUACCAGCCCGGAGAGGAGUUCUAUGUUGAAAACUGCAAUCUGAAGUGUCGGUGUGACGCACCCUUCGUUACCUGUCGGGCAUCUGAAUGCCCCCCAAUGCACCAGUGUCAAGUCCAGGGGGGAGAGCUGGGCUGCUAUCCCACAGGUACCUCCUCGUGCAUCGCGUCCGGGGAUCCACACUACACGACCUUUGACAAGCGCAAGUACAACUUCAUGGGCAACUGCAGUUACCAGAUGACCGGAGUCUGCAAUGCAUCUGCAUUACCAAACUUUGCUGUCUACGCUGACAACGAAAAUCGCUACAACAGACCCAGCAUCUCCUAUGUGAAGGCGGUUCAUGUGUAUGUCGAUUCCGGCAACGUCUCUAUCUUCAAAGGUGGCGCUGUCCAUGUGAAUGGAAUCAAAGUAAACUUGCCAGUGAAUCCGUUUCCAGGCGUCUCUGUGUUCAAAUCAGGAAAGCACUACACCGUCUCCUUGAAUUUUGGUGUGACUGUGCGCUAUGACGGAAACCACUUUAUGGACAUCAAAGUGAUUAAAGACUAUAAAACUCUUCUCUGUGGACUGUGUGGAGAUUACGAUGGAGAUGCCAAAGACGACUUCCGCAAGCCAGAUGGAUCAUUGACCUCCAGUCCCAAUGAGUUUGGAAACAGCUGGAACACUGAUCCAGAGUGUAACAAGAAACCCAACACCACUCAUCCCGAAUGUGAGGCAGAGGAGCAGAAGCUCUAUGAGAGCUCCGGAUAUUGUGGCAUCCUGCUGGACAAAAAUGGUCCUUUUGCCAUGUGUCACGCUAAGGUCAACCCCAAUGAGUACUUCAAGGACUGUGUCUUUGACCUUUGCGUGCUUGAUGGAGCUCAUUCCAUUCUGUGUGAAGCCAUCGAAGCCUACGUCAAUGAGUGCCAGGAUCGUGGGAUGGCUGCCUACUCGGGCGCCACACACGCUUCUAACUUGAGCCAUCUCACCUUCUGCGCAGCUUUUGGUUGCCCUCCCAACAGCCAUUACGAGCCCUGUGCGGACCCCUGUCAGGACACGUGUGCAGGCCGACCCCCCUCCUGCAGCGGACCGUGCACCGAGUCCUGUGUGUGUAAUCCCGGCUACAUCCUGAGUGCCGGCAAAUGUGUCACCAACUCUUCGUGUGGCUGCAAAUACACCAAUGGCCAAUAUUACCAGCCCGGAGAGGAGUUCUAUGUUGAAAACUGCAAUCUGAAGUGUCGGUGUGACGCACCCUUCGUUACCUGUCGGGCAUCUGAAUGCCCCCCAAUGCACCAGUGUCAAGUCCAGGGGGGAGAGCUGGGCUGCUAUCCCACAGAUAUAACAACACCCAGACCAACAACUCCAAGACCGACGACACCAAAGCCAAUUCAGUGCCCUCCAAAUGCGGAAUAUAUAGAAUGUGGCCCAGCUUGUAUCCCCACCUGCAUGGAACCCUCCACCAACUGCAGCGGCUCCUGUAUCAGCGGCUGCUUUUGCAAACCGGGAUUUGUCUUCAAAGGGAGACACUGUGUACCACUGGAGAAAUGCGGGUGCCUGGAUCACAACAACAACUAUUACGAGCCUGGAGAGAUCGUAUUUGGAGACGGCUGCUCCAAGCUGUGUCGCUGUGCAGGGAACUACACUUUGGAAUGUGUGGAUAACACCUGUGAUCCCACGGAGGAGUGUCGCGAGAUUAACGGUGUCCCUGGAUGCUACCCGAAAGGUACCUCCUCGUGCAUCGCGUCCGGGGAUCCACACUACACGACCUUUGACAAGCGCAAGUACAACUUCAUGGGCAACUGCAGUUACCAGAUGACCGGAGUCUGCAAUGCAUCUGCAUUACCAAACUUUGCUGUCUACGCUGACAACGAAAAUCGCUACAACAGACCCAGCAUCUCCUAUGUGAAGGCGGUUCAUGUGUAUGUCGAAUCCGGUGGUGUCUCCAUUUUCAAAGGCGGCGCUGUCCAUGUGAAUGGAAUCAAAGUAAACUUGCCAGUGAAUCCGUUUCCAGGCGUCUCUGUGUUCAAAUCAGGAAAGCACUACACCGUCUCCUUGAAUUUUGGUGUGACUGUGCGCUAUGACGGAAACCACUUUAUGGACAUCAAAGUGAUUAAAGACUAUAAAACUCUUCUCUGUGGACUGUGUGGAGAUUACGAUGGAGAUGCCAAAGACGACUUCCGCAAGAUGGAUGGAUCAUUGACUUCCAGUCCCAAUGAGUUUGGAAACAGCUGGAACAUUGAUCCAGAGUGUAACAAGAAACCCAACACCACUCAUCCCGAAUGUGAGGCAGAGGAGCAGAAGCUCUAUGAGAGCUCCGGAUAUUGUGGCAUCCUGCUGGACAAAAAUGGUCCUUUUGCCAUGUGUCACGCUAAGGUCAACCCCAAUGAGUAUUUCAAGGACUGUGUCUUUGACCUUUGCGUGCUUGAUGGAGCUCAUUCCAUUCUGUGUGAAGCCAUCGAAGCCUACGUCAAUGAGUGCCAGGAUCGUGGGGUCAAUAUUGGACCCUGGAGGAACGAAACCUUCUGUCCUUUUGGUUGCCCUCCCAACAGCCAUUACGAGCCCUGUGCGGACCCCUGUCAGGACACGUGUGCAGGCCGACCCCCCUCCUGCAGCGGACCGUGCACCGAGUCCUGUGUGUGUAAUCCCGGCUACAUCCUGAGUGCCGGCAAAUGUGUCACCAACUCUUCGUGUGGCUGCAAAUACACUAAUGGCCAAUAUUACCAGCCCGGAGAGGAGUUCUAUCUUGGGAACUGCAGUGCGAAGUGUCGGUGUGAUGCACCCUCCGUUACCUGUUGGGCAUCUGAAUGCCCCCCAAUGCACCAGUGUCAAGUCCAGGGGGGAGAGCUGGGCUGCUAUCCCACAGCAGGACCAACUACACCUGUACCAACAACUCCAGGAGUGCCUACGCCGAACAUGACAACUCCAGGAUGGACUACACCGAAACCAGCAACUACACCUGAGUCAACAACUCCAGGAGUGCCUACGCCAAACAUGACAACUCCACGAUGGACUACACCGAAACCAACAACUCCAGACUGGAUUAAUGCAACUACACCUGAGUCAACAACUCCAGGAGUGCCUUCGCCAAACAUGACAACUCCAGGAUGGACUACACCAAAACCAGCAACUACACCUGAGUCAACAACUCCAGGAGUGCCUACGCCAAACAUGACAACUCCAGGAUGGACUACACCAAAACCAGCAACUACACCUGAGUCAACAACUCCAGGAGUGCCUACGCCAAACAUGACAACUCCAGGAUGGACUACACCAAAACCAACAACUCCAGACUGGAUUAAUGCAACUACACCUGAACCAACAACUCCAGGAAUGACGACACCAAUUCAGUGCCCACCAAAUUCGGAAUACAUCGAAUGUGGCCCAGCUUGUAUCCCCACCUGCAUGAAACCCUCCACCAAUUGCAGCGGCUCCUGUAUCAGCGGCUGCUUUUGCAAACCAGGGUUUGUCUUCAAGGGUAAAUACUGUCUGCCACUGGAGAAAUGCGGUUGCCUGGAUCACAAUAGCAACUAUUACGAGCCUGGACAAAUCAUGUAUGCGGACGGCUGCUCCAAGCUGUGUCGCUGUGCAGGGAACUACACGUUUGAAUGUGUGGAUAGCUCUUGUGAUCCCACUGAAGAGUGUCGUGAAGUUAACGGCAUCCCUGGAUGCUACCCAAAAGACGCAUCCACGUGCAUUGCCACGAGUGAUCCACACUACACGACUUUCGACAAGCGAAAGUACAGUUUUAUGGGCAACUGCAGCUACUUGAUGUCCGGCGUUUGCAGCGCAACGCCUUCACCAAACUUUGAGGUCUAUGCCGACAACGAAAACCGCUAUAACAAUCCCUCCAUCUCCUAUGUCAAAGCCGUACAUGUGGAUGUACACAAGGUCAAGGUCUCAGUCCUCAAAGGUGGCUCCGUGCUUGUAAAUGGGUCCAAAGUGAACCUGCCUGUGACUCCGGCUUCAGGUGUUUCCGUGUUCAAAUCUGGAAGGUACUACACGGUGUCUAUGGAUUUCGGUGUGGUUGUGCGCUAUGAUGCAAACCACUUUAUGGACAUCAAAGUGAUUAGAGAUUACAAGAAUGUACUGUGUGGACUGUGUGGGGAUUAUAACGGAGAUUCCAAAGACGACUUGCGCCAGCCGAAUGGCUCGUUGACCAGCGAUAUCAAUGAAUUUGGACAUAGCUGGAACACUGAUCCGCAGUGUAAGAAACCCAACCCCACCGAUCCUGGAUGUAAUGAAGAAGAGGAGAGUCUCUAUGAGAGCUCUGCAUAUUGUGGAUUGCUGCUGGACAAGAAUGGUCCUUUUGCUGUGUGCCAUCCCAAAGUCAAUCCCAAUAAUUACUUCCAAGAUUGUGUCUUUGACCUUUGCGCACUGGAUGGCGCCAAGCCCGUUCUGUGCGAGGCCAUUGAAGCCUAUGCCAGUGAGUGUCAGGAUCGCGGCGUCAACAUUGGUCCGUGGAGGAAUGAAACCUUCUGUCCGUUGAGCUGCCCCCCCAACAGCCAUUACGAGCCCUGUGCGGACCCCUGUCAGGAGACAUGUUCGGGCCUACCCCCAUCCUGCAGCGGACCGUGCAGCGAGUCCUGUGUGUGUAAUCCCGGGUACAUCCUGAGUGCUGGCAAAUGUGUCUCCAACACUUCGUGUGGCUGCAAACACACCAACGGCCAGUAUUAUCAGCCUGGAGAGGAGUUCUAUGCUGAGAACUGUAAUCAGAAGUGUAGGUGUGACGCACCCACGGUCACAUGUAAGCCAUCUCGGUGCCCCCCAAUGCACGAGUGUAAAGUCCUGGAAGGAGAGCUGGGCUGCUAUCCAACGGGGUCCCAGGACUGCAUCAUCUCUGGCGAUCCACACUAUAACACUUUUGACAAAAGGUUCUACAGUUUCAUGGGCACCUGUACCUACACGCUGGCCAGAACCUGUAGGAACAACACAGGGCCUUGGUUCUCAAUAGAGGGGAAGAAUGAGGAAAGAGGGCUACCAGGAGUGUCCUAUCUGCGAAAACUCUACAUCACCGUAGACGGAAUCACUGUGACCUUGAUGAAAGCCAAGAGGACCCUGGUGAACGGCCUGCGUGUGGCGCUACCUCACUCCCCGUCUCCCAUGGUGACGGUCAGUCGUGCCGGCCAGUACGUCACGGUGCAGACGUCCUUCGGCCUCCAAGUGCGCUGGGAUGGGAACCACUUUGCCCAGAUCUCAGUACCAAGCUCCUACCACGACCAGAUGUGCGGUCUGUGCGGCGACUUGGACGGGAACCCGAACAAUGACUUUGCCAAGCCAGAUGGCGUUCAGGUUGUCAAUGUCAACGACUUCUGCAACAGCUGGCAGACGGAAGAAGACGAGGAUGAAUCGUGUUCCCCAGGCACCAAGCCCGACCCAGAAUGUGAUCCCAAGCUUGAGGCCGAGGUAGUCAAACCAGAGAAAUGUGGAAAACUCAACGAUACAGCUGGACCCUUCCGGGAGUGCGUCGGAGUGGUGAAUCCCACCCCCUUCUUCCAGAGCUGCGUGUACGACAUGUGCCAGUUCAACGGGCAGCAGCAGGUACUGUGUGACCAGCUGCAAGCCUACACGGAGGCCUGUCACAGUGCCGGAGUCAAAGUCCACCAGUGGAGGAGCCCCCACUUCUGUCCCCUGGACUGCCCCGCCAAUAGCUCGUACUCUCUGUGCGUGAGCUCGUGUCCGGAGACGUGCACGGGCGUGGUGGGAGCGCCCGGCUGCGGCGACGUGUGCGUGGAGGGCUGCGCCUGCAACCCGGGCUUCAUCCUCAGCGAUGACAAGUGCGUCUCGCUCAAAGAUUGCGGCUGCCUCGACACCACCGGGACGUACCAUCCGGUGGGCGACGGCUGGUACUUGGAGGGCUGCAAGCAGAAAUGCAUGUGCCAAGACGGAGGCGUGAUCCGCUGUUCCAACAGCAGCUGCAAAGCCGUCACUGAGACAUGCCAGCUGCAUGAUGGAGAGUACCAGUGUCGUCCUUUGGGAAAUGGUAUAUGUUCGGUAUCCGGUGACCCACACUACACCACCUUUGACAAGCGCACCCACCAUUACAUGGGAGCAUGCUCGUACACCCUGACCAAGCCCUGCAACGCUUCGUCCUCCGGCUUGCCGUACUUCAGCGUGGACACCCAGAAUGAGCGCAGGGGCAGCAACAAGAAGGUCUCCUAUGUACGGGCCGUUGUGGUCCAAAUCAAUGGCGUAACCGUCAUCCUCGGCAAGGGCCGAACUGUCCAGGUAAAUGGGACGGCGGUGGUCCCGCCAUUUGCAUGGAUCGGCGGUGUAAACAUUUACUUGAGUGGCAAGUUUGUUGUCCUGGAGACGUCUUUCCACCUGAGGGUGAGAUUUGACGGUAACCACCAUGCUGACGUCACCGUGCCCUCUUCCUACAACGGGCAGCUUUGCGGACUAUGUGGAAAUUUCAAUGGAAAUCCCAAAGACGACAACCUGAAACCAGACAAGACGCCCGCUUCAACCACUAAUGAACUGGGAGACAGCUGGCAGGUUCCGGACCCAAGGCCUGAUUGUUCCAACGAUGGCGGCCAUGAGGACUGCGAUCCAAAAGUGGAGGAGGAAGCCCAGAAGCCGACAAGCUGCGGCAUGAUUGCCGAUCCUAACGGUAUCUUCAAGCCAUGUCACUCGGUUGUCGCCCCUGCACCAUAUUUGGAAAACUGCGUGUAUGACAUGUGCGCUACGGGGGGCCAGACCGUCGCCCUAUGCCAGGCGGUGGAGAGUUAUGCUGACAUGUGCGCCUUGGCGGGAGUCGCUAUCGCGUGGAGGAACAACACCUUCUGCCCUCUCAAAUGUCCCGCUGGAAGUCAUUACAACCCGUGCGGGUCCGCCUGCGCCCAGCCGAGCUGUCAGGACCCGGCGGGCCCAGGGGGCCCUUGCGACCAGCCGUGCGUGGAGGGAUGCGUGUGUAACCCUGGCCUCAUUUUGAGCGGAGACAAAUGCGUGCCGCUCAGCCAAUGUGGGUGCACCGAUGAGAACGGAAAGUACAGGCCAGUCGGCGGAACUUGGUUCACAGAAGCCGAUUGCUCCGAGCGCUGCAAGUGUAACGCCAACCACAACGUCACCUGCGAGCCGUGGCGCUGCAGCCCCGCGCAGGAGUGCAAAGUGCUGGAGGGAGUGCUGGACUGCCACUCGACGGGCAAAGGAGUGUGCCACGUAGCCGGAGACCCUCACUACUACACCUUUGAUGGCAUGAUGCACACCUUCAUGGGCACUUGCACUUACACUCUCGUUGAGGUGUGUAACACCAGUAUGGUGACGCCGUUCCGGAUCGUGGCGAAAAACGAGGAGCGCGGCCAACCGGAGGCCUCCUACGUCCGCUCCGUCAAAGUUUACCUGCCUCACAACACCCAGAUUGAGCUGCAGAAGGGUCGGAGAGUUCUGCUCAAUGGUCGGCGGGUACGAACGCCGAUUUCCGUGAACACGGAGGGAACAAAGGUGAUCAGCAGUGGCGCAUACAAUCUCCUGGACACCAACUUUGGUCUGCAAGUCAAAUUCGACGGCGUUCAUCAUCUGGAGAUCACCGUACCCGGCCAAUAUUUCAAUAAGCUGUGCGGCAUGUGCGGCAACUACAACCACAACAUGUCUGACGACAACCUGAAGCCCGACAAGCAACCCGCCAAGGACGUCAUCCAACUGGGCAACAGCUGGAAGUCGGAGGGCGACAGCGAUCCCGGCUGUCAGCCAGACAAGCGGCCUGACGUGCACCCCAACUGCACGGCGGAGGAAGAGGCUGCGUUCGAGUCCCAGUGUGCUGGAGUGCUUCUGUCUGACAAUUUCCGAGCCUGCCAUGCUCUGGUACCCCCCGAAGCCUUCAUUGGGAACUGCGUGUACGACAUGUGCGAAUACGACGGCAUGCAGGCCACGCUAUGCGACAACGUGGAGGCGUAUGCUCAGGCCUGCAGCAGCGCCGGGGUCACCAUCAGCUGGAGGAACCGAACCUUCUGCCCGUUGCCGUGCGCCCCGAACAGCCAUUAUUCAGACUGCACCGCCCCCUGCCCCCCCACCUGUUCGGACCUGUUCCCCAUCUGGUGCCACAUGCCACCCACUAGCUGUGUGGAGGGUUGCCAGUGCGACGCCGGCUUUGUCCUCAGCGACGGCAAAUGUGUGCCUCUGGACAAAUGCGGCUGCCUGGAUUCCGACGGCGAGUACCAUGAUGUGGGAGACUCAUGGCUGACGGCGAAAUGCAUUUCCAAAUGUCGUUGUAACCUUGGCGGCCUAGUUACGUGCUCAGAGCACAGCUGUAAAACCAACUCGGUGUGCGCCCUGGACAAAUACGGAGACGUCUACUGCAAGCCUGCCAAGUUCGACAAGUGCAGCGUGUCGGGAGAUCCUCACUAUCGAACCUUCGACGGUUUCACGCAUCACUUCCAGGGCCCGUACACCUACAUCCUGACGGCAGACUACCAGUCACCACCAAGCUCGUUGCCCGCCCUCACGGUCAGGGGCAAGAACAUCCGACGAGGCGGAAACAAGAGAGUCUCCUUCCCGGACCAGCUCUUCAUUGACGUCUAUGGUGUCAACGUACGCUUCAUGCAAGGGAAGAAAGUCCUGGUGAACAGGGAGAGCGUUUCGCCCCCUCUGAGUCCAGUUGAAGGUUUACUCAUCACCAUGAACUCCAGGCAGGUUCAGCUCACCACCGACUUCGGACUCACCGUGCGCUUCGACGGCAGAAGUCGUGGAGAGAUCAUCCUGCCGAGCACGUACAAGAACGCCGUCAGGGGGCUGUGCGGAAACUACGACGGGAUCCGCACCAACGACUACAUGAAGCCGGACGGGACGGUUAUCAGGGACCUGAACGCCUUUGGAGAAAGCUGGAGGGUCAGCGACCGACAAUUGCGCGCUACAGAUGACACCUCGCUAGUGCCCAGCCACAUCCACGUUCACAGGCGAGAAGUGGACACGGAUCCAGAUUCAGGAUUCGAGACGUCCGACUGCUCCGAGGACCAACUGGCCGGCUACAAGGAUCCCGCCAUGUGCGGCGCACUAACGGAUGCCGCUGGGCUUUUCGCCUCCUGCCAUGCCGUCCUGCCGCCCGCCACCUACCUCGACGACUGCGUGUUCGACCUGUGCGCUGAGCGGGGCAGCAAAGAGCUGCUCUGUGCCAGCUACGAGGCCUACGCCGCCGCCUGCCAAGGGGCCAGAGUCACACUGGGGCCCUGGAGACAACAGCUGGGUUGUGUGCUGUCGUGUGGAGGCAACAGCACGUACACAUCGUGCAUGUCUCCGUGCCCGGCCUCCUGCGCCGACCUGGCAGCACCGUCCGAGUGCGACGCCACCUCCUGCGUGGAGGGAUGCCAGUGCGCUCCCGGCUUCGUCAUGAGCGAGGGCGGCUGCGUGCCGUACGCGCAGUGCGGCUGCAGCUUCCUCAACAGAUACUACCCGCUGAAGGAGACCUUUGUGACCGAAGACUGCGCCCAGGCCUGCGAAUGCACCACCACCGGUGCCGUGUGCCAAGCCAAGAGCUGCCGGGAGGGCUACGUCUGUGCCAUUUACGACUUCAGACGCGACUGUCACAGGGCGAGUCCAUGCCUCAGCAGCCCCUGUCAGAAUGGAGGAACGUGUAACGACAUCAACAACACGUCUUACUCGUGCACAUGCGCCCCAGGCUACCAAGGCUUCAACUGCGAGGACCAGAUCACGGGCGACGAGGGACUUGAAACUCGCUGGAUCAUCCUGAUUGCCGUGCUGGUGUCAGUCGCCGUCGUCGUCGUCAUCGUGAUCACCGUUGUGUGUGUUUGCAAAAACGUGAAGAAGUCAGACGUUUAUGUAAUUCAGAAGCUGCCAUCGUCUCACACCUGGAAAAACAAGAGGAAAGACAACGAGCUCCGAAUGUCAUCAAGAAGUGUCCCCUAUGAGAACAUGGAUGAAAAGAAAACCAACGAGAUGACAAAUAUGUGAUAUUAUUUUUAAUAAUCAUCUUUUUCUGUUCUGACGUGAUUUACAAUUUAUUCCUCAGUACAAAUGAAAUAUAAAGGAGUUAUUUUGGUCAA